AUGACCGUCAACAAAGAGCUGCGUCAAAUGGAGUACAAGCAAACAGGCAAGCGCAAAAACCGACUCAAUGAUGAAGAUACAGCAGCUUCACGACCGCGUGCAGUGCGUCAACGACCAGGACUAGAAGAGUCAAGCGCACCGGAAAACAACUCGUCACGCCAAGAAGAAGACGAAGAAACGAAGGAUUCUGGUGAUUCAACACCGCCUGUGUUUUGGCGUGCGAGUGCAAAUGCCGUUGAAGCAGCAGUGGACUUAUCAGAACCCUCAACAUUUGAAGCAGCAGUAAGCGGCCCUGACCAAGUGCACUGA
Molecule: messenger RNA, 309 nt
Organism: Peronospora matthiolae
Lineage: Eukaryota; Oomycota; Peronosporomycetes; Peronosporales; Peronosporaceae
Source: the annotation of a GenBank genome assembly